CCUCGCCACUAGUCCCUGGUAUGUUCCACUUCUUUCAUCUGCCGCAGGAGCAGAGGAUGCCCAGGCCUGGUUCGUGUUGAAGAUUCACGUUGACUUGAUGAUGAAGAGAUAGAAAAACCCACGGACGUUAUAAGUCCCAGUGAACAUAUAAGGAGGAGGAGUGAGGAUGUUUGCUGUUGACUGAAGUCCACUUCAAGAAACAAAAUGAAGGAGAGGCUGCUUCGUGGUUUCCUCUCGGAAAUUUCCAUCCGAAUGGCAUUGUUAGUGGUGUUUCUUGUGACGGAACAGCUUCCUCCUUUCUACCGUGAGAUCCAGCCAGAGGAGAUGUGGUUGUAUAAAUUCCAUCGUGUGGAGAGAGACCAUGUACCCACCUCUCUCAUGUUUAGUAUGGCAGUUUUCACGCCACUGAUUGUAAUCCUGGCUUUUGCCUUCAUGAAGAAGUCAGAGCCAGGAGAUCUUAAAGAAGCCUCGCUGGCUGUAACUCUGACUCUGGUGCUAAAUGGAGUUUUCACCAACAUCAUCAAACUCGCUGUAGGCAGGCCACGGCCAGACUUCUUCUACCGCUGCUUCCCAGAUGGUCAGAUGAACCUGGAGCUGCGCUGCACCGGUGACCCAGAUACUGUUAUCGAGGGCAGGAAGAGCUUUCCCAGUGGGCAUUCUUCCUUCGCUUUUGCAGGUCUGGGUUUCACAGCUAUGUACAUCGCAGGAAAGCUGCGCUGCUUCAAUUCAGUAGGCCAAGGCAAAGCAUGGCGGCUAUGUGCCUUCCUUAUCCCUUUGCUUAUCGCAGCUGUGAUCGCCCUCUCCAGAACCUGUGACUACAAACACCACUGGCAAGAUGUAUUGGUGGGUUCUCUGCUGGGCCUCGUCUUUGCCUGGUUGUGUUACAGGCAACACUACCCUCCCCUGCAGGACCCUGACUGCCACAGACCGCUGCGUCACAGAAAGACUGUUCCUGCUGCACAGGAACGCAAGUUGGCCAACUCCAACUACAUCCUUCCCAUGUAAUAGAAAUGUAACUGGGAAAUACUCUUUACUUGUGUGAUUUAUACUGGAAUACAUGGUAGUCAUUCUUAUUCUGGUUUUUAACACCCUUACGGCUGGGCAGUAUAUCACUAUUUAUUGUUUAUCAUGGAUCAUUGUAGAGGUCUAAUGUAAGGUGGAACACAGUUUGUUCUCUGAUAUGAAAUUGCAAACAUUUGUCUCUCAGGUGGUUUUUGAAACACUUCAGUUGCGGAAAGUAAUAACUCUUGUGUGAUGGACUUCACCUGACCACCUAAAGUGUUUAUUUCUAAACCCUGAAAUGAUGUCAUUAUGUUUCUGGACGUUGUCAUUAGUGGACGUCUCCAGAUUGUCCUGACAUUGUUUUUUUUUGUCCAUUUGGCCCAGCCCCACAUACGCUGUUAAUUGUGCCUGUGUUCACAUGACUUUUAAUACUCACAACAGCUGAGCAGCUCAACUACAUAACCACCGACUGCACGCUAAUAUUCGACUGCCCAUCAAGCUCAGGCUCAGCUGCUGUGACACAGUUUCUCCUGUAGGGACACUAUUUUGUACUUUUUAACUAAGCAGGGUUAAAGUUUAUGAGAAAAUGCCUAUAUACAAUAUUUAACUUUCUGUGAAUGGUCUUUCUCAUUAUUCUUUACUAUAUGGGGAAAAAAAUAUCAGGAGGAAAGUUCAGAUAUUAACUUGCUGAUUCAGUUUUCAACUGAAUCUAAUGAUCUUGGCUCAGGCACAGUACAACAGUUCAAAUCAGUUGACAUUGAUCAGUAUUUCUGAAAUGUCAUAACAAUUGAUAACCGUAGAGGCAAUUCUUCAAUCGGAGGUAAAACAUUCAAAAUUGUGUUCACACAAUGCAUAAACUUAUUGUAUCUAUUUUGUAUUUAUUAUCUGUUUUCUAUUGCUAUUGGUUUUUUUCCCCUCUUGUGUCUCCCAGCCUUCUAUCAUGUGAUCUUUAAUAGAAACAGUUCAACAAGAGACUGGGAAAAAUAACAAUAAAAAGAGACAAUGUUGGGUCUCUGUAAACAUCAGACCAGCCACAUCUCUGUCUGUGGGUCUGUGGAUAACUAUAGAGAAGAUAAGCUGAGAGAUGACAGCGAGCACACGCAGAUUUAUUCUGCCAUUACAGUUCACAUCUCAGUGUUACAUACAUACACACACACACACACACACUGUCACACAGGAGCCAGCUAUGGUUUUUGAAGAGGACAGUGUGAUGUGAUUAAAAGCACCAGAUUAACUUAUUGUCAUCACCUUAUGGUUAGUUGAUUAUUCAGAAAGAAAGAUCUGUGGUUUAUCAUGAAAAUAUUUAUCUUGUCACCAUAUUGUCACUUCACCUGUCUGGAAAGUGAAUGAAAAAUAGCUCUGUCCAUACUGCAUCUGUUUUCUCCCUUUUUUAAUGCUUUAAAUCUCUGUCUUCCUGUAGUAUAUGUUGAUGAUUUAUGUUCACAGAACACAAAACCAGUUUUGUUUUUUGCUGACAUCUGAGAAAGGGAUUUUAGAAGCCCGGUCCUCAAUAUAAUACCCUGCUCAUCUUGCAGCAUCUGUAGUGCUGCAGUACUUAAAUUCACUCUUGUGUUCCUUGGUCAGCUCAUCUGAAGUAAGAUCAUUCUCCAGUGGUGUGAGAGAUGAUGUGCACAAGUGUUAUUAUUUUGUUUCCAUCAUCACAGUGGAACCAGAUCUUUCAGAUGAACCUGAGUUGGGUCAGACUGUGACUUCUCCAGGUGAUGGUGCUAGUCUCCCAGUGCUUUUGCUGGUUUGGAUUUCUAUGCUGUUUAAUAUGGGAUGUUUUGGUGAUUUAUUAUUUUUUCUUUGAUUGUUUCCCUCAAUUUCCAUUUAAUAUAUUUGGUCUCUGCUUAAAUCAUGUAAGAAAAAAAGUUCACUUUUUUAUGCAGUUCCAUAUAUAAAAGAACCAAACCUUGUGUUUUUGUUUGCUUGGGGAAUCAGUGACUGACCAAACGUGGCAGAAAGUUACAUGAAUUUGUGCCUUUAAUUAUUUGCUUUAUGGCUCUUUGUUAAUGAAUGAUACAUAGACUACAUGUAACAAUGUAUGAUCUCUGUCAUCGUUACCUUUGAUUUAUGGCUUUAGUUUUUGAAUUGUUUUACAGUGUAUAGGAUUCACUUGUUAAGAUAAUACCUGGUAUUUAAAUGUAGCUUGUUGCCUCUUUUUACCUCAGAAAAAAAGCAUAUGUCAUUACCUUCCAUAAAUGUCAUUGUAAAUGUGAAGAAUUUUGUUUGUUUUAUUUACAACUGAGGGACUAAACAGUGGGAGUGAAACCUCACUUUUUACUGACUUUUGAGACUAUAUCUUAAUUUACUUGGACGGUCUAACAGGCAUUUAUGGGAUGAUGUACACGUCUGCUGGGUGUUAUUUGGGGGCAUGUUGGAGUUUACUUGAAUUUUUGCAAUGUGUUUGUUUACAGUAAAUGUGAUUUUCAUUCCAUGAAAAUGGUGAACAUAUUUGUUGUGCAUGGGCACAUGGGAUUUCAGGGGAAAUUUCAGACUAAAAAAACAUCUUGCAUGUUUCACAGUCACAUAUUUUCCUACGUUACUAUCUGUAUGGCCAAAUUUCCGCCUACUUUAAUUUAUUGUAUGUUCUUUUUUUAUCAUGUGUGGUCUUCAGAUCUGCAGUUGUGACAAGGGAUUAUAUGAACAUCUACUCAUUUGUGUUUUAAUGACACUCCAGUGAUAUUUUCUAGGACCAUACAGCAGCUGCUCAUGCUGAUCCUGAUUGUACUGUACAUGUUGUGUUGCUUUAAAUAGAUAUUUUGGUGGCACAAAAUGAUGUUUUGUAAAUAAUCUUGCACUCUGUUUAUUACACCUGUCACCUGUUCUGAAAACACAUUUUGUAGUGUAGGAGAAUGCAAUGAAAAGGGAGCAAAGAAAACCAUGAUACAACAACAAAAAUGUUUGUAUUGGUCAAAUCUUGAAGUGUCUUGGUUUGCAGCAAUUUAAUUUGUGCAGGAAAGUUGCCUUUUCUAAUGUAUUUGUAAUACUGUGUGUUUUGACUGUCUCUAUUCAUGUAUGAUCAUGAAAUUGUUUUAGUAAGGAUACUAGGUCAUUUUUAAUAAGCGGAAUGUUAGAUCAAAAGCAUCUCUUCUCAUGCACCCCUGCACUCAGUUAAUCCAUAUUGAAUCUCCUGACACUGAUUAAACUGGACAUUAUUGUGGAAUGGACAA
This is a messenger RNA of Solea solea (common sole), 4175 nucleotides long. RefSeq names its product phospholipid phosphatase 5 (gene plpp5). Bases 205 to 1005 code for a protein of 266 amino acids. The transcript has 8 exons. Gene Ontology annotation, biological process: phospholipid metabolic process. The record is from RefSeq and is a predicted model, not a curated record. NCBI's taxonomy places the organism in Eukaryota, Metazoa, Chordata, Actinopteri, Pleuronectiformes, Soleidae. Gene Ontology annotation, molecular function: phosphatidate phosphatase activity.